AUCGAACCCUGGACCGCAGCACUCUAAGGCCGAUAUGCUAACCAGUCGUCUACCGAGCAGUGACAGAAAUAACAACUACCAAUUUACAAAGCUCUUAGCAUUUAUUGCCAACACCGUCCACAAUGGAAACACAACAAAAUGAAGCGAAUAGACUGUUUGGAUUCAAUUAAAACAUUUGCAUUUAAGUAUUAGAAUUUAGGUUGUAAAUGUAGCGCAGCGAAGAUCAUAGUCAGAGUUGCUUGCACUAUUAUUGUAAAAAUACAAUAGACCUCAUUGGCAACGGCUCUUUUAAAUAUUCCCGCACGUUUAGGUUGCUGUUGGAGCCUACAAGGAAAUCCGCGUUUACGAGCGGUAGGCGGACCUCAUUCAUUCAUUCAUUUACGCAAGUUGGGGGUGUAAAAAAAAGACAACCCAAGAUGUUUGUAGUUUCCGAGCUCUAUGACCACGCAGCUGUUCGUGACCCCACCUCCUGCUCUUCAUCCUCCUCCCCUCCUCCUCAGCGCCACACGGCUUGUUCUCCUAAAACAAGAAGUGCCCAAGCAACCGGGUCACUCUGGUUCCGAGCCAUCUUUCCUGUCCGAAAAGCUCGUGCGAUGCGAUUCGUUCGCGCGGGGCCCAAGAAGAAGGAACAAGUCGAUCGGAGAUGAUGGAUUACUCUAAGGGCCAAAUGUCCAGCUUAUCUGAGGAGGGCAGCUCCACAAGAUGCCCCCAGCCCAGUCCUGCCGGCCUGAAGCUGGAGGCGUUGAUGGAGCACCUCCAGAGACAGCAAGUAGCCAAACAGGACAUGAACCUUCAAGAGAAACACCUCCUUCAAGCUCAGCUCCUCUUUGCCCAACACGCUGCUACUACUGCGAGGGCAGAGCCGGGCUCCAGGCCAGAACUAUUCGGCAAAGCGGAUGGACUCACUCAGCAUGCUAUGAACAGCCAUCUAAGCCGAGUUAAUACGGGGGAAGAGCAGGAGGAUGAUGAUGAUGAUGAUGAUGAUGGUGAGGAUGGCGACGAUGCCCUCGCUGAUGAGGAGGAAAUGGGGGCGGAUACGGAGGACAGUGAGUCUCAUAAGGAAGCCAAGAAGCUCAGACUGCAGCAGGUUAUGGGCCCUCCUUUCAACUCUUGCCCCGGGCUUCAACCAGCAGCCGGCAAGUCGUCUCCUCCUCCUCUGCCUCCUGUUGCCAUAAAACAGGAACAGGAAGAGAAGGAGGUGUUGUCUCCUGUUGGUGCACCUGCCUUCAACGGCUUCACGGACUGGGCCUACGACGAGCCUCUGAAACAAAGAGCUCCCAUCUGGGCUGAGGAGAACGAAGGAGGAAGAGGCAGAGCAGAACCAUCCAGGGACUUUGCAAAGCUUUACGAACUGGACAACGACCCCCAGCGCAAGGAAUUUCUUGAUGAUCUGUUUGUCUUCAUGCAAAAACGAGGGACGCCUGUGAACCGCAUCCCCAUUAUGGCCAAACAAGUGCUGGACCUGUACAAACUUUAUAAGCUUGUGACAGAGAAGGGAGGCCUGGUGGAGGUCAUCAACAAGAAGAUUUGGAGGGAGAUCACCAGAGGUCUCAACCUCCCGACGUCCAUUACCAGCGCGGCUUUCACUCUGCGCACGCAGUACAUGAAGUACCUGUAUCCUUUUGAGUGUGAAAAGAAGGGUCUGAGUUCUCCAGGGGAGCUCCAGGCGGCCAUCGACAGUAACCGUAGAGAAGGUCGACGUCCUAGCUACACCAACAGCCUGUAUCGCUAUUCGCCCUCUCCAAACUCUGCUCCGCACAACCUCCUCUCAUCGCCCACGAUGCAGACCUCCACCUCUGGACACAACACUUCCAGCCAGUCAAUCAGCCCAAAUGUGAAGAAAAUUCCAGAUGAGGCUUCAACUCCAGUGAUUCCCAGCCGGCUGCCCAUGGCACUGGCACUCGGGCAGCAGCAGCAGCAGCCGCCGCAGCAGCAACAACAUCAUCAACAGCAGCAGUUGGCUCAAGCAGCCACUCUGGAGCAUCUACGUGAGAGGCUGGAGCGUGGCGUAGGGGGCGCUCUUGCUGAUGGGCCAGAGAAGAAAAUGAUGCGUCUGGCAGAGGAGCAGCAGCGCCUCAUGCAGCAGGCGAUCCAGCAAAACCUCCUGGCGAUGGCCUCCCACUUCAAUCCCCUGAAUUUCAAGCUCAACAAUGGUCAUGAGAGCAAACAGGAUUUGUCCCUGAGCAUCUCCACCAAUGGAGCGGCUAGUAUUAGUGUUUCUGUGGAAGUCAAUGGCACCCUGUACUCCGGAACCCUGUUUGCUCAGAAGUCCGGCCCGCCAGUGGUUUCGCAGGCUGUCACUCCAGCCGGGACGAGCGGUUUCGGUGCCUUCUCCUCCUCUCACAGCCCCUCAUCUUCAUCCUCCACCUCCUCAAAGGGACCAAAUUAAAGAUCAGUUGUUCUUGUUUUGUUUUUUGUUUUU
Messenger RNA from Hippocampus zosterae (dwarf seahorse), 2422 nucleotides. Its product is annotated as AT-rich interactive domain-containing protein 3B-like. NCBI's taxonomy places the organism in Eukaryota, Metazoa, Chordata, Actinopteri, Syngnathiformes, Syngnathidae. The record is from RefSeq and is a predicted model, not a curated record. The transcript has 9 exons. Bases 644 to 2389 code for a protein of 581 amino acids. Gene Ontology annotation, cellular component: nucleus. Gene Ontology annotation, molecular function: DNA binding. Gene Ontology annotation, biological process: regulation of transcription by RNA polymerase II.